Messenger RNA from Pimephales promelas (fathead minnow), 2422 nucleotides. RefSeq names its product inhibin beta B chain. Gene Ontology annotation, molecular function: growth factor activity; cytokine activity. NCBI's taxonomy places the organism in Eukaryota, Metazoa, Chordata, Actinopteri, Cypriniformes, Leuciscidae. Gene Ontology annotation, cellular component: extracellular region. The record is from RefSeq and is a predicted model, not a curated record.
GAAAAAAGCCGAAGCUCCAGAACACCAUCCCGCGAGCUAUGAUGAAGAAGUAUCUGGGACACGUACAUUGGAAGUCAAAAUGCCCAACACUAGAGAACGGGAUCUUCAACUGAAGAACUGAAAAUAGAGGCAAAACUGCGAAUGAUUAUUUGGAAACACUGUGGGGAAACUGACUGGUUUGCGCUCGCUUCCCUUAAUCAUGGAUGAUUUUAACUCAAAAGCGUGAAGAAAUCACCGGGACAAAACAUAACAGCUCCUUUGUUUAGUCUGUGGGGUUUUUGACGCGUAAUACUGAGAUGCCAUGACGCGUCGGACUUGUGCGUAAAAGCGCGGCUGAACGCGGACAGAUCUCAAGAGCUCUCCUUACGUUAUUUAUCCAACAUCAUACACGAAUCGGAUGGUGUAACGGGCCGUUCACACUGUGAUAUCGAUCCGAAUUGAACAAGCAUCGCGGAGUGACCAAACAAACAAAAAGGGAACAUAUUCAAGCCGCUCACAGGAUUUAUUGCGUUUGUAUCGCUAUUUCGUAAACCGGAUCGUCUCCACGAGUGGAUAUUACAGCCUUUCCCCACUUUAUAAGCGCCACUUUUUUCGGAGUUGGAGAAGGCGGAUACGAACUUUCAUCUCCAUCAAUCUCCAGCUCUCCAGCAGUUUAUCAUCACAGAAGAUGAAAAGCUUGAUGUUCGAAGUGCUUUGUUUAGUGUCCUUCCUCGUCUCCACCCGCUGCACACCGGCACCGGACACCGAAGCGCAGAGCACCGGGCCGAGCUGCGCGUCCUGCGGGCUCAGCCAGACCGAUGGACCCGCGCGGGUGGACGUGGAUUUCCUGGAGGCCGUGAAGAGGCACAUCUUGAGCCGGUUACAGAUGAGGGACAGACCCAACAUCACACACCCCGUCCCGAAGGCGGCGAUGGUGACCGCGCUCAAGAAGCUCCACGCCGGGAAGGUACGCGAGGACGGGAGGGUGGAGAUCCCGAACCUGGACGGACACGCCACGUCCAUGAACGAGGUGGAGGAGGAGACCUCGGAGAUCAUCAGCUUCGCCGAGACAGACGAGUCUCUGAGCUCCAAAACCAGCCUGUUUUUCGUGAUCUCCAACGAGGGCCACCAGAACCUGCACGUGUCCCAGGCGAGCCUGUGGUUAUACUUCAAACUCCUGCCUAAUGUCCUGGAGAAGGGCUCUCGGAGGAAGAUCACCAUCAAGGUUUACUCGCAGGAGCCGGGUGUCGGGAGCAAGUGGAACUUGGUGGAGAAGCGCGUGGAUCUUAAACGCAGCGGCUGGCACACGUUCCCGUUGACGGACGCCGUGCAGAUGGUCUUCUCCAAGGGCGAUCGGCGGCAAAACCUGGACGUUCGGUGCGAGGGAUGCGACAAGGUGGGAAUCGUGCCCGUUUUGGUGAACACAAACGACGAGUCUCACCGUCCCUUCCUGGUCGUCCAAGCGAGAGCUUCGGACAACAAACAUCGCAUCCGAAAGCGAGGCCUAGAAUGCGACGGGAGCAGUAGCUUGUGUUGCCGACAACAGUUUUACAUCGAUUUCCGCCUCAUCGGCUGGAACGAUUGGAUCAUCGCCCCGUCUGGGUACUUUGGGAAUUAUUGCGAAGGGAACUGUCCCGCGUACAUGGCCGGGGUUCCCGGAUCGGCUUCGUCCUUCCACACCGCUGUGGUGAACCAAUACCGCAUGCGGGGAAUGAGUCCAGGAUCCAUGAACUCCUGCUGCAUCCCCACCAAACUGAGCACCAUGUCCAUGCUGUACUUCGACGACGAAUACAACAUCGUGAAACGGGACGUUCCCAACAUGAUCGUCGAGGAGUGCGGCUGCGCUUGAGAACAAUAUCAUAGUGAGAAAGUAAUAUUUAUGACUUAAAUGAGUUGUUCACUUCAGAUUUAAAAUUUCUUGAUGACUAGCUCACCCACAUAUCAUCCAUGAUGUACAUCUUUCUUUCUUCAGUCGAAAAGAUAAUGGACUUCAAUGGGGUCCAAACGGUUCAAGGUCCAAAUGAGAGUUUCAUUGCAGCUUCAAAGUCUCGACACGAUCCCAGAUGAUCAAUAAGGGUCAUAUCUAGACAAACCAUCGGCCACUUUCUAUUAAAAAUAAACACUUUUUAACCACAUGUGCAAUCGUGCACAUCCACGAUUUCACGCAUAAUCACGUUGCGUAACGUAAGCGGAAAAUAUCAAAUUUUCUCCUCCGACUUCAAAAUCGUCCGACAUCGUUGUUUUACCUUUUAUUUAUUUAUUUAUUUAUUUUGUAAAUGGCAUUUGACAUUUGUUCGCUUUGUAAACACUAGAUCUACACUUACGCCUACGUCACGCUUGACCUUUCAACGUGAUUACGCGGCACAAACCAACAUUUGUGGUUAAAAAGUAUAUAAAUGUUUAUUUUUUUUAAAUUAAAUGGCUGAUCUUUUGUGUAGAUAAG